Messenger RNA from Porites lobata, 4578 nucleotides. The record is from the annotation of a GenBank genome assembly. NCBI's taxonomy places the organism in Eukaryota, Metazoa, Cnidaria, Anthozoa, Scleractinia, Poritidae.
AUGUAUAAAUGCGGGAUUGGAAAGCUAUCUGGUACAGAGUGCGGUUCAGUUACUGUGAAGGAUACAGUAAUUAACGAAUAUCAAGCGUUAAGUGAUUGUCAGCGCGAUAUUACGGGUCACUUGGAAAUGUUGAAAAUGCGUGGAGAGGACGUGUUGUCUGAGAAAGAGUUGAUUUUACUGAGAGCAGGUGAGAACAUUUUGAUAUCCCUUACAUCUGUCAUUGAAGGGGUGUUCAUGGUCGACUUAAAUUUGUAUUAGGAGUAUUUUCGGGAACCGCUGAAGUAGACUUCAUGGUGUGUCCGAAACAUCGAGAUACCUUUGGUAUAAAAUGGAGAGGGCGUAAGAAGAUUUGCCAGGUACCGGAGGGGGUCGCAUCUCACCGCUCAAAAAAUCACACGGGUGAUCGCACUAUCAGUAGGAAGCUGUCAGAGGAAAUCUUCAACAGGACUGGAUCACUUAUACCCAUCGGCUCAGGUAUUCAACUGUAUUAUUUUUCUUUAUUAGAAAUGUUGCACUAACUACCGUAUUCACUAACAAAGCCAUUCUCGAAUGUUAUCUUUCUUUAAGCAAUCUGUCGGCAGUGUCGUGAAAAGCUGAACACAAGCAUCACAACACAUCAAAAGAAUUCACAAGAGGUGAGGGAAAAUAGUGAACGUAAUGACUAUAGUUGUUUCCUUAUGGCUGUUAAGCCGACUGAUCCUUCUUUUUUCGUUUUUUGUCCUCUCCUCAACACCUAUAGAGCCGCAGGCAACUAUUGUGUUGGGUAGCCUGUGGCGAUAAGCUAGUAAUGGGGCAGACUCGUACCCAGUCGUUGCGUUAGGCGUGGACAAAUCAAGGGACAGGGCAGAAAAAAACGAGAGAGGGCAUUGCCCUGGCCAAUUUUGUGAAAGAAUAGUUAUAAUGAUAGUGAUUAUGAUGAUGGUACUAAUGAUGAUAACAAUAUAAACAAUAGUAAAAAUUAUUUAUAAAGACAUUACACGUUUCAAGAGAGAAAGAAAUAAGAGGUAAUAGCUUUACUCUUAAAGAAGGGCCUGCAAAACGACAUCCAAACUUUGUAAAGAAUGCCGAAUGAAGACAGUUGUCGUAUAACCCACGGAAGAGGUUGUUAUGCCAUUGUCUGCUAGCACUUGUGUGAGUUUACAUUAUGUUUUCAUUUUUAACGUAGGCCACUGAGGGCGUUUCUAGAGCCAGUAAGGUAAGCUUCCCAGGAUUUAAUCAAGAAGAGGGAAUAGAAAAGAUUUCACGAGAUCUUGAGCGUUUGGCCUUUAGCCCUGACAGCAGUCUAUUCCAGCCUUCCUCGUCCCGGGAGGAGACGCAGUCCACAACAUCAACACUUGAUGACAGCAUCAGCCAAGCCACGUGUGCGCAAUACCUUAAACCUCCAGAUAACACUGACGAAGGUAAGGUAGCCGCAUUGCAAUGGUUUGUGGAUGAGUGCAGUAUUGGGCCUCUUGGGUCUAUUAUGAAGCGUCCAUGGACUGAUGCCACCUCGAAAACACGUGAAUGCUACAUCCGUAAAGCUAGUACAAUUAUCUCAGAGGUCUUAAAAACUGUAGCGCCGCAGUCCGCUCCAGAAUUGUGGGAGGCAGUGAGAGGAAAGAACGAAGUUAGCCACCUCCUUGGGUCUGUGCAUAAUGGCAGUGAUCUACUAUUAGCUGUAGUGGAGUCUUACAAGCAAGCGGACACAUCCGAGACAAGGCGUCAACUAUUAAGUCUCGUGGCCAGUAAAGUGACCUAUGCAGAACUGGUAGCACACAUACCUCGACUAACAAGAUAUGAGUUCACGGCGGCAAGACGAUACACGCUUGAGGUAGGCGCACGACUUACUGUACAGUCGGAGGCCAAACAGAUAAGAGAAAAAGCGGACCCUGCCGAAAUAGAUCACUUUCUGGACUUUAUCACGUCUUCUACAAUCGUCCAGGACCUCCCAUUUGGUCGAAAAACCCUGACAUUAAGCAGCGGCACAAAGAUCGACAUUCCCAAUGUAAUAAGGACAGUGUUGCCAUCUCGUCUGAUCAAGCAAUAUAAUCAAUAUUGCAGUGAAGUGAAUUACGCUCCACUCUCGAGCCGUACGCUGUUUAGAAUUUUGUCUGAGGCAUGUGUGGCGUCAGUUCGAAAGAGUUUACAGGGGCUAGACAGCUAUGCAGCAGAAGGCGGGCGCGGAUUUGAUGAUUUAUUAUCGCUCCUUGACACCCUGGUGAAAUAUGGGGCUAAUGAGGCUGUAAUUGCAGAACUCAAGGACAACUUUAGAUACCUAAAACAGUACAUCAAAAGUGAUUACAAGGUAAAUGAUUAGUGCCUAUAUAGAGUCUGCACAUGCAUUUUCAUCGUGCGAAGGUGUAACAGCAUGAUUGUCUCAUUCACAGAUCCACUGCUCCUUGGCUAGUACUAUUCCUGACCACUGCAGAGUAUUUGCACUCAGUGAUGCUAAAAGGGAGAGCUAUCGCCACCACUGUGAUCACCAACAUAAUCAACGUUGUGAGAGCUGCGAGACCUUGAAGACUGUAUGUAGCCAAUAAUAAGUAAACCCGGCCUAGGGCAAGAUAAUUCUAUCUAAUUAUAUCUUAUAUCUCUUUUAGUCUUUAGACUCAGUUUUGUCCUUUAUCCAGUCAACCAACCUCCCGCAGGACCUUCAGGAUGACCUCCUAUUUAAUGCAAGAACCGCAAGUGACGGAGUACGUUCCUGGAAGGCUCACCAGCUGCGCAUGGUUCACCAGGAUACAGCCAGAACAGAUAUCAUUGAUAGUCUUCAGGAGGACUCGGUGCUGAUCACACAGGAUUUCGCCAUGAAGUUCUUACCCACCCAGUACAGGGAAACGCAGGCUGAUUUCUUUGGUAAGAGAGGUAUCUCUUGGCACUUGACAGUUUGUCAGAGCAAACAGCGAGGGGAGCUGGUCGCGCAGACGUUUGUGCACAUAAUUGAGUCGGGUCUACAGGACAGCCACACAGUAGUAACCGUGAUGGAGCAUGUACUGGAAACCUUGAAGCAGGAACACUCCCAGUUAACCAGAGCUGUCUACCGCCAAGACAACGCAGGCUGCUAUCACUGGGCAAAUACCAUUUUAGCCAGCAAAAUACUGCGAGAGAGAACCAACAUCAAUCUCUACCGGAUUGAUUUCAGUGAUCCACAAGGUGGUAAAGGUCCAUGCGAUAGGAAAGCAGCGCAAAUCAAGACGCACGUGAAGCAAUACAUCAACCAAGGUCACUCCGUCACAACACCUGCUGACCUUAAGAAGGCUAUAGAGUCCGAUGAGGGCAUUGCGGGUGUGCGAGUUACGUUUGUUCCUGUUCCCAAGACCACAGUGAAAACAAAGAGAAUCAAGUGGGAAGGCAUCAGUAGUUUGUCCAACUUCGAGAUGACGGCAGCGGGUGUAAAGGCCUUCAAGGCGUACGGUAUUAGUGCAGGGAAUUUCCGAUCCUGGACGUCAUUUUCAGGUAUGUUCAACCAAAAGGUGGUAAAGGAAAAUUACUCGCGUUCGUGUUAAAAUGGAUCUCAGUCCGCUAUAUUAUACUGGUUUCAUAGCACGCACACUUUACCCAUUUGUUCUCAAAGGGGAUGCAUGGUAAUACGUAACAAUAAAGCUAUAACCCCAUGCCACUAUAUCAUAACUUAUACCCUUAUUAAUAAAAACUUGCUUAUUUUGGUCUUUUCUCUCAGGAAUACCACACGAUAACCAGUUUGAAUGGAUAGCUGAAAGGCCAGGGAAAGGAGAGUUUGUGUCAGUGAAACCUAGACAGCCAAAGCCGGCGACAUCCCAUACAGAUAGCCUACUCAAGGAGGGCUCUACCCCUGAAAUAACCAAACAAGCAAAUACCCACCUAGCUGAUAGUCUCCUGUUUCCAUGCCCAGAGGACGGAUGCACCAAGUCCUACAUGACAUACGGACGGCUUGGGCAGCACCUCAUGUACGGUAAACACCAAUUCCGUCGGACCGAGAGUGUCUCACUUAUUGAUCGAGCGAAGGUCAGUUACGCAGAGCGUCUUGAGGCUGGAGUGAGCCAUCCUGAAGUGACGAUACCGGGUACAAAAAUACACAGUGGUUCCCCUUGUCUGCCAGAGGGAUGGGCUUGUCGGGAGUCCGCCGUGCCACGCCAUCGGUUUAAUUCCAAGCAAAGGAGGUACUUGGAGGAAAAGUUUAAACAUGGCGAGACCAAGGGGAUUAAAGCAAACCCAGAUGACGUCUCGAAGGAGAUGAGAUGUUUGAGAGAUCAGAGCGGGAAGCGAAUCUUCACGGUAAAGGAGUUCCUACGUCCACAACAAAUCACCUCAUUCUUCUCUAGGAUGGCAUGUAAGAGAAGAGAUGCCACCGACUCCGAUGAUGAGGCUGCAGAAUUUGCGAGGCAGCAGGCGGCCGUCCACUCGGAUGUGAUGGAAGUGUUGCGGCAGGAAAUCACUCAUCCCUUGCUUUUCUCUGGCAAAAACCUGUGCUUGAUGACAGAGUCAGAGAUCGAAAGCCUCAAGAUCACUCAGAUGCGUUCCAUAGUUAGUCACUUUUCCAUUAAAGUUAAAGCUCGAAAGAAGAAUGUCUAUUCUGUUGCUAUUAUUGAAUUUUUGAAAAGGUGCUCCUGUAAGCAGUAA